CUUUUCCGGUGGAGAGGAGCCUAUCCUAGCUCCCUAAUCGCGCGGCCUGGGAGGAGGUGCCAUGACAAGCCCAACCGGAGGGCUGGAGAGGGCUAGAAGGGCAGACGGAGCGUGCAACCUCUUCCGCCUGGAGCCCGGAAGGGUGAUGUGGCUGCGGCACCGCCGGCCUCGCUAUGUCUGCCAUUUUCAAUUUUCAGAGUCUAUUGACUGUAAUCUUGCUGCUUAUUUGUACCUGUGCUUAUAUUCGAUCCUUGGCACCCAGCCUCCUGGACAGAAAUAAAACUGGAUUGUUGGGUAUAUUUUGGAAGUGUGCCCGAAUUGGUGAACGGAAGAGUCCUUAUGUUGCAGUAUGCUGUAUAGUGAUGGCCUUCAGCAUCCUCUUCAUCCAGUAGCUGGGGAAAAUGCUAGAAUAUAAUUGCCAUCAGAUUUCAUUGUGAACAAGGACAUAUUGCAGAAAAUAAUGGAAAGGAUGGUUAACUCUUAUCUCCGAACAUUGAAAUGAUAUACAUUUGUAGAUGCUGUUCUCUGUUUUUAUGUUAUUGGACCAAUGUUCUACAUAAAUAAUUAAGAUGUAACCAUUUAACACUCUGUAACAAUCAACCUCAGUACUGUCACUACAAUAUAACAUUCUGCAAAUGCCAUUUUCUUGUGUCAGAUACCAAAUUUUAGUGAGGUAUCACUAAGGCACAUAGUAGAAAACAAAAUUGGUUAAUUACUCAUGUUCCUUUCACUGUGAUUUGGAAAUGAUUUAAUUUUUAUAGAAUGAGACCCUUUUUUGGACUAGCUUUUUUAUUAAAAUGGCUCAAUUUGUGUUGAUAAGGAUUGCUUUCAUAUAAAUAGUGCUUGCUUUUCCUCUGGGCACACCAUUUUGAUCAUUAACCAGAGUACCUGUACUCUUAGCAAACUCUAAUUUAUGACUCUUUAAAAUAUUCAAAACAAGCAUAUUGAGUUCUUAAGGAGGAAAAUAAAUGAGCUGUAACUUAAAAGUAGUAUUGAGAAAAUGUUAGUAUUUAACAUUAGUGGAUUUAGCCAAAUGGCAUAGCAGUCUCUGAAACCUUCUGUCAAGUAUAGGUAAGCACCUCUUGUGCGUGAAUUUUUAACAGAGAGCUGCCUGUCUGAAAAACACAGCAUUCUUUUCUAGAAUGAAAAGGACAAUUAUGAAGUAAUUAUCCUA
This is a messenger RNA of Saimiri boliviensis boliviensis (Bolivian squirrel monkey), 1174 nucleotides long. RefSeq names its product transmembrane protein 167A (gene TMEM167A). NCBI's taxonomy places the organism in Eukaryota, Metazoa, Chordata, Mammalia, Primates, Cebidae. The record is from RefSeq and is a predicted model, not a curated record.